CCUGCUGGUCGCUGUGCGCGAUGGUGGAAAACCGCCCCUCUCGGCCACAGCCACUCUGCUCCUGGUCUUCGCGGACAGCCUACAGGAGGUGCUGCCAGAUCUCACGGAUCAUCCUGUCCCUUCUGACCCCCAGGGCGAGCUGCAGUUUUACCUGGUGGUGGCCUUGGCCUUGAUCUCUGUGCUCUUCCUCCUCGCAGUGAUUCUGGCUAUUGCUUUACGAUUGCGACACUCUUCCAGCCAUUCAGUCAAGAGCUGCUUUGGGUCAGUUCUCUGCUCAAAGCCUGGACCUGUGCUUCCCCCCAACUACAGUGAGGGAAUGUUGCCCUAUGCCUAUAAUUUGUGUGUGCCAGGGAAUCAAACAAACCCAGAAGUUAAUUUUCUCACAUCUGUUGAUCACUGUCCAGCGGCACAAGAUAUUUUCAACAAAGAUAGCUCUUCCAUGCUACUGGCUAGCAUUUUAACUGCCAGUAUUGAAGCAGACAAGACGACAUUUAACAAGGUAUUUAAAAUAAUGCUUUUUAUAUUCCAGUGUGCCAAUAUAUUCCAAUAUAAUGCUGUUAUUGGUAAGGUCCUAAUAUAAAUCUAAAUGAAACCUUUGGAUAUCACUAUUAAGACAAAAAUUUGCAAUACUUGAUCUUCCUAUUAUACAAAAACGUUUUAAGGUAAGUUUUUGAGGACUGGGAUUGUAGCCUAGUGAUAAAGUACAUGCUUAGCAUGCUUGAGGCCUUGGGUUCCACCCAUAGCACCAUACAUACAAUACACAGAGAUGAAAUCUCAGGGGAAAUUUUCAUGAAAAUAGACUUGGUUAGGGAUAUAGUAUACAGUUAUAUUCUUUUGAUAUUUCAAAUGACAAUCCAAAUAAUAUUCUAAUUUUAUGAAACGUUUCAUCUUUAUGUUACUCAAAAAAAGGAUAAGAAUUAGCCAUGCAUCCUACCUGAUGAUCUUGUGUGGACCAUGUUAUUUCUACAUCCACAAAUUCCAGCUCCUGUCAAUCAGUAGAAUAAAUUAAAACUUAACCUGCAAGUUAUUAGUUCCAGUAGUAUUUUUUGAAAACUUCAAAAAAAUUAAACAAGCCCUUUUAAUAAUCUCUGCUUUCAUAAGUGCUCUCGGUAAACUUCUGUCAUCACAUCACAUUGCAUAACUAUUGUUUGCGAUUUUAAGCUUUACAAGUACGUAUGAGUCACGAAAAGGUAAGUGUAAUAAUUUCUUUAUGUAACAAGACCAAGUUUUUCUUAAUCAUUGCAAUAAUAAGAUUGGGCUCUAGGCGCCGCUGUUCACCAAUCAGGGAAUGGGAGGCAGAGAGACACUGAGUUCCCCUCCCCGACCUCUACCACACAAAGCAGAAUGAGAUGGACACUCACCGAUCCUGAUGCUGGAAACUUAAAAGCGCUGUCUUCGGCUUUCUAAUAUAUUUUGGAUGCGGAAGGCCUGGGAAACAAACUGGCUCAAGACACUACGGAUUAUUUGCUCAGACCCUGCCAUGGAAAAUCCGCAACUGCGUAAGGAUCGCAGCGGGCUGCUCCUGCUGUGCUUUAUCCUGGGGACGCUGUGGGGUUUGGGGGACGGGCAGAUCCGAUACUCUGUGCCGGAAGAGACCGACAGAGGUUUCUUUGUGGGCAACAUCUCCAAGGACCUGGGGCUAGAGCCUCAGGAGCUGGCGGAGCGUGGAGUCCGCAUCGUCUCCGGAGAAAAGACGCAGCUUUUCGCUCUGAACCCGCGAGGCGGCAGCUUGGUCACCGCGGGCAGGGUAGACCGGGAGGAGCUCUGUGAGACGGUAUCCUCCUGCUUUUUAAGUAUGGAGAUUCUCGUGGAGGACACCUUGAAGAUUUAUGGCGUGGAGGUGGAAAUAAUUGAUAUUAAUGAUAACGCCCCUACCUUCCGGGAAGAGGAAGUAGAGAUAAAAGUCAGUGAGCACGCAACUCCUGGAUCGCGAUUUCCUCUUCCUAACGCUAGGGAUCCGGAUGUGGGGGCGAACUCUCUCCAGAGCUACCAGCUCAGCCCUAAUAGUUACUUUUCUUUGCAAGUGCGAGGGGGAGCUGAUGGGGUCAAGAAUCCGGAGCUGGUGCUGGAGGGAGGCCUGGACCGGGAGAAAGCAGCAGCUCACCACCUCCUCCUCACAGCGGCAGAUGGAGGCGAUCCCAUCCGCAAGGGCACCAUUCCCAUUCGCGCGGUGGUCCUCGAUGUAAAUGACCACAUCCCAAAGUUUACACAGCCUGUGUAUCAGGUGAGUGUUCCCGAAAACCUCAGCUCAGGAACUCGGGUGCUCGUGGUAAACGCAACAGAUCCAGACGAAGGGACAAACGGGGAAGUGAUGUAUUCAUUCCGAAAUAUGGAAAGCAAAGCUUCUGAAAUAUUCCAGAUGAACUCGAAAACUGGAGAAGUUCUAGUACAAGGACCUCUUGAUUUUGAAAAAUACAAAUUCUAUGAGAUGGAAAUUCAAGGCCAAGAUGGUGGAGGGCUUUUAACCACUGCUAAGAUGUUGAUCACAGUUGUAGAUGUGAAUGAUAAUGCCCCAGAAAUUACUAUUACCUCUUCUGUUAAUUCAUUGCUGGAAAAUUCUCCUCCAGGUUCAGUAAUUGCUCUUCUAAAUGUGCGAGAUCGAGAUUCUGGAGAAAAUGGUCAGGUCUCCUGUUUCAUUCCUAAUAAUCUUCCUUUUAAAUUAGAAAAGACUUAUGGAAAUUAUUACAAGUUGAUAACAAACAGUGAGCUGGACAGAGAGCAAAUCCAGAGCUACAAUGUAACACUGACAGCCAAAGACCAGGGAAGCCCACCCUUGUAUACAGAAGCUCACCUCUUGCUGAAUGUGGCAGAUGACAAUGAUAACCCUCCAGUUUUCUCCCAAUCCUCUUACUCUGCCUAUAUUCCUGAAAACAACCCCAGAGGAGCCUCCAUCUUCUCAGUGACUGCUGUGGACCUGGACAGCAAAGAGAAUGCCCAUGUCACUUACUCUCUAAUGGAGGACACUAUCCAGGGAGUGCCUCUAUCCUCCUAUGUAUCUAUUAAUUCAGAUACAGGCAUCCUGUACUCACUGCAAUCCUUUGACUAUGAACAGUUCCAAAACUUGCAACUGAGAGUGGCUGCACGUGACAGCGGGAACCCACCACUCAGCAGCAAUGUGUCGCUGAGCCUGUUUGUGCUGGACCAAAAUGACAACACCCCUGAGGUCCUGUAUCCCACCAUCCCUACAGAUGGUUCCACUGGUGUGGAGUUGGCACCCCGCUCAGCAGAGCCUGGUUAUCUAGUAACCAAGGUGGUGGCAGUGGACAGAGACUCUGGACAGAAUGCCUGGCUGUCCUACCGCCUGCUUAAGGCCAGCGAGCCAGGGCUUUUCAUGGUGGGGCUGCACACAGGCGAGGUACGCACAGCCCGGACACUGUUGGACAAAGAUGCGCUCAAGCAGAGCCUCGUGGUGUCUGUCCAGGACCAUGGCCAACCUCCCCUGUCGGCCACCAUAACGCUCACAGUGGCGGUGGCUGACAGCAUCCCAGAAGUUCUGGCCGACUUGGGGAAUCUGGAGUCUUCGGCCAAUCCUGAUGAAUCAGGCCUCACACUCUAUCUAGUUGUGGCCAUCACCGCAGUCUCCUGCAUCUUCCUCAUUUUCGUCAUCGUGCUGCUGGCACUCAGACUUCGGCACUGGCACUCCUCUCGCUUUCUCCAGGCAGCAGGCAGUGGAUUAGCAGGUUUACCCACCUCAAAUUUUGUAGGUGUGGACGGGGUGCAUGCUUUCCUGCAGACCUAUUCCCAUGAGGUCUCACUCACCAAGGACUCGAGGAAAAGCCACUUGAUCUUCCCGCAGCCCAACUACAUGGACACCCUUAUCAGCCAGGGGAGCUGUGAGAAAAGCGAGCCUCUCUCGAUAGACUCAGCUACCAUUUUGGGCAAAUAUGACCCAACAAAUAAUCAGGUGAGAUCUAUUUCUCUGCCUCCCAAUUUUUUAUAUCUUGCCACAAGUCUUUUAAGGGAAUUUUUGCUGAGCCUGUUAUGAAAACUGGGGUUUGGGUAAACAUAGUUCAUACAUAUUUAGAGUGAUGCAUGUGAGUUUGUGUACUUUACCUUUUAUCGGAUUGCCAUCAGCUUUCAGAAAGGCUUGUGAAAGUGUGAAAGUCUCAUUUAUAUUUUUAGACCUGGCAUAUUUUCCUUUGAUUAGAAAGGAUCAGUUCAACUACCAUGGCUUGCUUUGCAAUAAGGUGAAUUUUAGUAUUAUUUUUCUAUCAUCAUUGUCUGUCGCUAUCAGUGCAAACUGAUCAUGAUUCAAACUAAUGAUUUACAAACAUUUUAUUUAUUUCAAUUUCACAGUGUCUAUUUCAAUUUCUCAGUAUCUCCAUUGAUUUAUAGUUAUAUCCUACCAGCCUGUACUAUUACUUCUAAUGUUCACAUUUAACCUUGUUGAUGUAGUAGUACUCUCUCCUUGGCUCUUUCUGAUUUAUUUAUCUGUGCACACAUGAGUAUACAUAUAGGCUUUUUUCUGAGCAUGAAAUAAUUCUAUUUUACUUUUUGAAGGCUGGUAAUAUAUUUAGAUCUUGUUGACUUUCAACAUUGUCUCAUUUCUUUAUGCUAUCAAAACAGACAUAUUAACUAGGUUUUCUUGGAGAGAAAAUGCAGAAUUCUUUUUUUUUAAGUUCCAGAUAUCUUUUCUAUUACUAUAGGAAAGUCAUUAGAUUGUUCUUAAAGAAAUAAUUGAAUUGUUGGGCUGAUGUUAUUUCCUUUCAUUCUUUUACUUUAAUGUCUUUGUAGAUAGCUUUUGUUGUAGCAGAUUCACUUGUGGAAAUCAUUUUAAUCCAGGGUUUCUCAAAAAAUUGUUUUCAAAUAUGCUAAAAAUGGUUUCACUUUUCAGUUUCUUCCAGUGGAACAGGUGAGGUGAGCGAAGGUAUUAGGAUUUUAAAGAGACUGAUAUAAGUUCUAGGGGUAUGGCUCAGUGGUAGAGCAUGUGCUUCCUGGAGGUGAACUGUGGGGGGAUGGGGGACUGAGUAUUCCUCUGAAUAUUUUUUGUUCAUUUUCAGUUUACCUAGGAGUGAUGGAUUCUUCUCUCUCUUUCUUCUGUCUUUCUUUCUUUUUUCUUUCUUUUAUAAGCACAUUUUGUAUUACAUAUAAGUAUAUUGAAUUACAGUCUUUAGAAACAACUUGUUAUUGAAGUCUUGGUGGUUAUCUAAUUACAUUCAUGUUAUCUGAAGCAAGAUCUAGGAAAGCCAGGUGAGGUGGAGACAUGUAUGGGCUGUUUGAUCACAGGAUUCAUUUCCAUAAUCAGUUUAGCUCAGCACUCUCCCACUGGCUUCUAAGUCUUUGACCCAAAUUAUGUGUAUGUUGUAUGUUAAUGUUCCCUUUCAAGUUCCCUUAAGAGGUGACCUUCUUAUAAUUAACUGGAAAUUGAUUAGUUCUUGGACAAAAAAUUCCAACAGCAGGAAAGGCAAACCUUCUAACAGAUGCCUAAGUUUGUCUGGGAGUCAAGAAAAAUUAAUGAAAAGUAUAUAAUAUACUUGACUGGAAGAGGUAAGUCAUUCCAUGUUUUUAAGCACAGUCUAAACUAGUUAACAGUGGAUAACCAAUAUCUUGGAGAACAAAAAGGAAAGAUUGGCUUUGAAACUUGGUAUUAAGG
This is a messenger RNA of Heterocephalus glaber (naked mole-rat), 5593 nucleotides long. Lineage: Eukaryota; Metazoa; Chordata; Mammalia; Rodentia; Bathyergidae. The record is from RefSeq and is a predicted model, not a curated record.